Talaromyces rugulosus is the source of this 1725-nucleotide messenger RNA. RefSeq lists its product as uncharacterized. NCBI's taxonomy places the organism in Eukaryota, Fungi, Ascomycota, Eurotiomycetes, Eurotiales, Trichocomaceae. The record is from RefSeq and is a predicted model, not a curated record. The transcript is spliced from 4 exons. Bases 1 to 1725 code for a protein of 574 amino acids.
AUGGCUCUGUCCGAAGACUUUGCUUCCUCAUAUGCCAGUGUCGGUCUCAACAACAUUAUUGCUAGAGAGACUCGAGUUGAGGCUCAACCUGUUGACUCGCAGUCGCCGGUCGACAGUCUAACAUCCCAGCGGUUCAGGCUCUAUAAUCCUUGGCCGGUCCUGAAAAAGACAGUCUCGCAAGGGAGCCUGGUCAAGGGAGCCGGGAUGACUCGCAAAACCAGCGAAGACAACCAGAACAUUUCAUUUCCAUUCUCUACCUUUCAGUGUUCGACCUCCAAGUUGAGACCCUCUUUAGCCAAACGAGAAAUCGGAUUCCCAAGAUUUGCUAGAGGAAUCAUGUCCACCAUCCACCACCCUCGAAUGGAUUCUCCAACUAUCCCAGGGAUAUUUCCUCUCCAAGAAAGGGCAUAUAGUGUCCCCAAUGAUGCAGAUACUUCCUUUUUGUCAGUGAAAACUGCACCUGUUUCGGAGCCCAGUAUCUUGUUACCGGGUAGAGAUGAAGAUCUCCAAGCGGCAGCUGCUGCCAUAAAUGACAGGUUAAACGCCACUGCUAGAACAUCCUCGUCGCCGGAUGUUUCACAGUGGCCUCCGAGGCAAAGCAGUUAUGGCGACAAUGAAGAGAAGCCACCGGUGCCACCAAAGUCGCCUAGUUUGACCCUCCGCCUUGCAACGGUCCAACAAGCACGACUAAUAGCUUCGAAAUACAAUCCGUCUUCUAGCAAAACCAGCCUAAAGCUCGAUACAAACGUCAACACGAACAACAGAGGGCACAUCACCGAUCAAAAACGCCGUCCGGGAAAUCACUCUCGAGCAUCUACUGCCCUGGGCAUUUUCCCACCUGUGCCCAGAACUUCUCAGUCUCACCAGAGAAGUGAGAGCGCAUAUAGCCAUUUCUCGUCUACAAAGCCAAGCCUCCAUCGAAAGCCCGUUGCCCGGGAAGGGAAGGUAACAGGCUCGUCAAUAAUAAACCGUGGACGGCCGAAUAAACCCCGCAAUAAUCAGCUAGGAACUCUCUUAAAACAGCCUACUGCUGUAGAGCAGGGGCUCGUUGCACCGCUCCCUUCUGGAUUUGACGUGGCCGAUGCAAAAGAGCAGUUCCCCUCGUCUGAGGUGGACAUACUACAGCGUCAGGCGAGAAGCCAAGCACAAAGGUUCAAGGUUUUGAAAUAUAGUGAUGUUAGGCUAUUAUCUCUGGAACUCCGAGUGUUUGACGAACGAUAUGAAUAUCUUCGCAACACACACAAAACCCUCCGAUUAGGGCGCAGUCAUCUCCACGAACGAAUGAUAGCCUUUCUUCGUUCGCCGCGGGCGACGACAAACUUUCGCGACAUCAUACUGAGACAAGAAAAAGCCCUAGCAGAGCUUGACCACACCAUCGAUGAAUGGUAUCUCAAGCUCGAGCAGGUUGAGAACAGGAGAAGCCGUGUUCGCCAAAAGCUUUUGGAGCAUAUUGCUGGAUCGCUGAUGAUGACCGCUCCCUAUCCUUCUUCUUCUUCUCCUUCUGCACAGCUACAACAACAGACCACGCCACCCCAAAGUCCUACUAUUCCAGACUCAGAAAUAGCAAGAGAAUCCAUCAAAAUCUACGCCGAGUCUGGAGUCUACGCUGAUGCCGAUAUUGAGGACCUGCUUGCUGAAAUUGAGCGACAAAUGGAAGAGAUGAAUUCAUCCCGAGAGCAGUCGCCUUGCACGGACAAUUCCCUCGCUGCCUGGGCCUCAAUUUGA